CCGUGAGUCAUUUUCUGCCCAUCUCUGGUCGCGCGGUCUCAGCGGUAGUCACCACAUUAAGAGGUUUGCAGGGUUGCAAAAUGGCAGAAGCGGAUCUUAACACGGUUUCGGAACCUGCCUCCCAAAGGGUUGCUGAAGAGAAGAUGGCUAGCUCCUCUAGUGAUUCUGGGGAGGAAUCUGACUGCAGUAGCUCUAGCAGCAGCACUAGUUGCAGCAGCAGCAGCAGCAGCAGCAGCAGCAGCGGCCGCAGCCGCUUAUAUAGAAAGAGGAGGGUAUCUGGGCCUUCCAGAAAAGCACGACGGGCUCCUUUGGGUAAAAGUUUCGUGGAUAGGCUGCCUCGGGCCGUUAGAAAUCGUGUGCAGGCGCUCAGAAAUAUUCAAGAUGAAUGUGACAAGGUAGACAUCCUGUUCUUAAAGGCAAUUCACGAUCUCGAAAGAAAAUAUGCCGAACUCAAUAAGCCUCUAUACGAUCGGCGAUUUCAAAUAAUCAAUGCAGAAUAUGAACCUACAGAAGAAGAAUAUGAGUGGAAUUCAGAGGAUGAGGUGUUCAGCAGUGAUGAGGAGGUGCAGGAAGACAGCCCUAGUGAAAUGCCUGCUUUAGAGGGUGAGGAAGAAGAUAACGAGCCUAAAGGAAAACCUGAGGUAAAGGCUGAAGAAAAUGAGGUUCCAAAAGAAAUUCCUGAGACAAAGGCUGAAGAAAAAGCAGAGUCUAAAGAUUUUCUGGGGACAAAGCCUGAAGUGAAAGAAGACCCUAAAGUAGACCCUCAGGUAAAGGCAGAAGGUAAAGAACAGACUAGAGUAACAGAAGCUAAGGCAAAGGCUGCCAUAAUAGAGGCUCCUAAAAGAAUUCCUGAGGUCAGGCCUAAAGAAAGAGUGAAUCUUAAAAGAGCUCGUAAGGGAAAGCCUAAAAAAGAUCCUAAAGGCAUUCCUGACUAUUGGCUGACUGUUUUAAAGAAUGUUGACAAGCUCGGGCCCAUGAUUCAGAAGUAUGAUGCACCCAUUCUGAAGUUCUUGUCAGAUAUUAGCCUAAAGUUCUCAAAACCUGGCCAGCCUAUAAGUUACACAUUUGAAUUUUAUUUUCUACCCAAUCCAUACUUCAGAAAUGAGGUGCUGACCAAGACAUAUAUAAUAAAGUCAAAACCAGAUCACAAGGAUCCAUUCUUCUCUUGGGGAUGGGAAAUCCAAGAUUGCAAGGGCUGUAAAAUAGAUUGGAGAAGAGGAAAGGAUGUUACUGUGACAACCACCCAGAGUCGAACAACUGCUACUGGAGAAAUUGAAAGUCAGCCAAGAGUGGUUCCUAAUGCAUCAUUCUUCAAUUUCUUUAGCCCUCCUGAGAUUCCUAAGAUUGGAAAGCUAGAGCCACGAGAAGAUGCUAUCCUUGAUGAGGACUUUGAAAUUGGUCAAACUUUACAUGAUAAUGUCAUCCUGAAAUCGAUCUAUUACUAUACAGGAGAAGUCAAAUGUACCUAUGAAGAUAGUACAAAUUAUGGAAACAGGAAAUAUCGAAAAUAAAAAAAGAAGCUGCUUGAAAGAAUUUUCAAGAAUCUCAAAACUUCAAUCAGAAGUGAAGCAGGUUUAUAUAGCCUUAGGCUAGAUGGGAGGGGGGCGCUGCUCUAUAGCCUCAACACUAGCAUUCCUUAUAGUCUUGUGUUUUCAUAUUUUAUUGGUAGUCUGAAAAUGGUCUUACAGUGUCUAAGUAUCAGUUUAUCUAGCCUGUUGUAGUGUAAUAUUCUUCAAAAUAUAUAAAUGUUGCAGUUAUCUAAAGCAUGCUCAUUUUGUGCUAUAAAGUUCUGAUUUUUGUGAAGUUUUUUUGUCAUGUUCCUAUUAGAAUGUAGCUGUGAAAACUGUCAGAAUUGUCAAUUGAGACAAAUAUUUGCUUGAAAAAAACAGUUCCUGAAGUACCAACGCAAGUGUUUUUUUAUUUCCAGCCUGGAAGACUAAAAGUUUAAAUCUGCUUGCACUAGCUGUGCCUUCAUUACUUUGCUAUAGAAAUAUGGUACUUACAGUGACUAGAACAGCUUAACAGUGAAAUUUGCUUAAAAAAGAUUAGCCUACAUUUAAGAAUGUCCAUCGAGCCCAUAUAUGAUAUGACUGUGAGCUUAUUUAUGUGACAUAGUGGUCUAUAAAUUAAUAAUUAAGUUAUUGUUUACCACUGAAGUGUUAGUGACAUGGUAUUUUUUAAAACUUUCCUCAUAUUAUACUGUGUAAUUGUAAACUGAGGUUACUAACCACAUUUUCUUUGUAAUAUGUUCUACUUUAUCUUUCACUAAGAUGAUCACUUUAUAUCAAUUGAUAUUUUUUCAUGUUCUAUUGCAUCCUAAAAUGUCAAAUAAAGUGUAUCAUGCUAUAAAAAUCUAA
Leopardus geoffroyi (Geoffroy's cat) is the source of this 2357-nucleotide messenger RNA. It is a transcript of the gene NAP1L3, whose product is annotated as nucleosome assembly protein 1 like 3. Gene Ontology annotation, biological process: nucleosome assembly. NCBI's taxonomy places the organism in Eukaryota, Metazoa, Chordata, Mammalia, Carnivora, Felidae. Gene Ontology annotation, cellular component: chromatin; nucleus. The record is from RefSeq and is a predicted model, not a curated record. The transcript has a single exon. Gene Ontology annotation, molecular function: chromatin binding; histone binding. The coding region runs from base 81 to 1511 and encodes 476 amino acids.